Molecule: messenger RNA, 13585 nt
Organism: Bactrocera tryoni
Lineage: Eukaryota; Metazoa; Arthropoda; Insecta; Diptera; Tephritidae
Exons: 8
Coding region: 1005-9944 (2979 amino acids)
Source: RefSeq, a predicted model, not a curated record
AUUAAGUACAUAACUGACUUGCAUUAGUUUCAUUCAUGAAAAAAUUACAAGCAGUUCACUAAAACGUAGUUUUUAUUCAAUGGAGCCCGUAAUGCAUAAAUUGACAACUAUUGUGGAAAUAAUCACUUUAUUUGCUCAGCAGUAUUUAUAACUUAGGCAACAUUGAUAUCCCGACAAACUACCGAAUACGAAAUGCAUCGACAUCAACGAGUGGGCGUGCGAAGUGCUGUCCUGCUUAUGCACGUUGUUAUGUUCUCCCCUGGCGGGUCGUUGAGCCGAUGAACGCGUUUUGACAGCACUGCUCUAGUAUAGAAAAGUUUCAUAUUUCGUGUUGGUCGUCAACAAAUUUUCACAAUGUAAAGACUUUAAUAUCUCGUAUAAAUUACAUUGAAAAUCGGCUAAUGUGAUUAAAUAAUAUAUUUGAAAUGAUUAUUGUCUAAAGACAAUAGAAAAAAGCGGAUUUGGUGUUAAAUGAAUGAAGCUCUAAAGAAAAGAUUGGGCUCACACUGGCGCAAGUCGAGUUGAAUCUGUAUUACGUUCUAUUGUGUUCGAUAAGUGCACAUAAGCCUGGUGGUGACAAGCACAUUUGGAGAUUACAAAAGUUUAUAAAAUUCAUUGAGAUCAAAAUAUUUAUAAAAGUGAAGUAAUUGAAAAGUGAAUUGUGUACAUGCAUGGCGAUAAAUUAAGUAAACGAAAAUUUUUUGUAUGCGCACAUGAAAAGACUAGUGCAGUAUUGAAGUUUAUUGUGAAUGAGAACUGUGAAAGCGAUGCGUUCUACCAUUGAAUGAACCCCUCUAGAGUUAAUCAAAAUAUACAUACAUAUAUGCUUCGUCAAUGACAGAUUUUGGAUAUUUGGUAGCUUGUGCAAACUAAUCAUGUGAAGUAUUGUAUUUAAUCUGAUGGAAAUAUCCUAAAUACUGUGGGUUAUAAAAAAGUACAGCACAAUCAGCAAUUUAGAGUACACAAGUUGCAAGUGUUUUGUCUGAUUGACCAUUGUUGCAAACAUGUCAGAAGACAACGCUUAUAAGGAUGGCGACAUCGUUUGGGUGAAACUGGGCAACAACUGGUGGCCCGGUGAAGUCACCGAUGUGCAUCGUCAACCUGAUGACCUUCUCAAACAACUAAAAAAGAAACCGUAUUGCGUUGUAAAAUUUUUCCAAGAAGAUGCCUAUGAAUAUAUAAAGAGUGCAAAACAAAUAUUUCCUUUCCAAUGCAGCAAAAAAGAUGAGUUUAUUAAAAAGGGGACUGCUUUAUAUAAUGCCAAAAAUAAAUUUAUGGAGAAGUUCCCCUCAGAUGUGGAGACCGCUGAGCGUUUAACACGUAAAACUAUUGAUUCAGAUUUGCUGAUUAUAAAUGAUCGUCCAGAUAGCAUUGUCAAGGCAAUACUAGGACCGACUCUUACACGACGUAGUGACGAUUAUUACGACAAUGAAUACAUACAUAGCUCUACCAAUGACUACAACAAUAAACGCAGAAGUGGGGAUUCUGUAACAAAAAUCCUCAACAUUACACCGAAACGUACAACAACAACAACAAACCUUUCUCCAGAUAAAGGAAAAUCAAUAAUUUCACCGCAUAACACUUCAAGUUUCGUAACGAACUCUAUCCCCAGCAGUGCAGAAACGAAUUUUUAUCGAUGUAAUUUGUGCGCUUUCUCUAGCCAAAGGCAAAAUGUCAUGAUCUUACAUCGACGGACACAUAGCGGCACUGGCACGCCAACAACCGCACAGACGCCCUCAACGUCCAAUGCACGCAAGGUACCUUCGGCUACUAUAACUUCAGAAAACGAGUGUAAGAGCUAUAUAUCUACGAUGACUUGGAAGCUUCAAUUACCUACAAUAUCCUCAAAAUGCGAACGAAACUCUUUGAGCGAAGAUGAUGAUCAAAAAUACCCUGCAAUACUCGACACCACCCCAAUUCACAUAGCAAAGUCCACAAAAAGUGAAAUCUUGUCACCGGUGAAUAGUCGAAGCGUUAGUGGCACUAAAUACAAGCCUUAUCUGCUGGCCGGAAGCGAAAGAGCAAGUCGGUCUGCUGCUGCAAGCACGUCGCGUGAGAAAGCAAGCAUAUCGUUGCGUAUUGAUGCCGAUAUAAAAGAAAUUACUUUGCCCGACGGAAUGCCGGUAUCUUCCAUAAAGGGAGAACUUAAAUUAAGUAUUGAAGACGAUACCACCGAUAACUCAUCGUCACACACGACAGAGGACAUAUUGAGAUCAUGUAGUCCGCGAAAGCGCAACAUUGAUUCCGGUGAAGUUAUGGAUAACAAAUCCACCGAGUUGAAAAGUACGGCUGAAGAAAUACGCCUACGGCUACUGGCCGAUUGGAGCGACGGUGAAAAAGAGGAUGAGUUGGUUGACGGUGUAAAACUGAAUUGCAGUCUGGAAACGCCUUCAAAGAUAGAAACACCACAAUUCAAAUUAGAUAAGUUAACAACAACCCCAUCAACAGAAGUGAAAAGUGAAAACACUCCAUUUGAUUUGGCGACACCAGUAUGCGCGACAAUAAAUAACUUUGGUGCACAAACUUCGAGUCAGACUCAACAUCAAAAUCGUAUUAGAAAUAUACCGAAGAAGGAUCGACGUGACGCGGUAUUAAAAGAAUUCAUAAAUGACUAUACUGUAGAGUUGCCUACAGUGGUUGAUAAUAUGGAGAAUGUAAAUUGUAAUAGCAGCAGCAGCUCCGAUUCAGUGGUUGUAGUUGGGGUUGUGCCGCCAAAUUGUGGCGAAACUAUUAUUCUCGAUGACAAUACAGGCACGGAUGGUGAAACAGAAUUAACGGUUGGCAAAGAUCGAUUGAACAGAAAUGAAGCAUCGAUAAAUAAUAUGCAAUCCAAUUAUAUAUCAAAAGAUACAAAUUCCGUUACGAGCGUAGUACAAGAAGAACACUUAUCUGAGGAACAUCUAAAAGAGUCGAAUAUUGAAGAGCCAGAGCCAACUAAAUGCACUGAUAUAUCGACUAACCAAAAGCAAGUGGAUAGACUUGAAGAUAAAUAUGAAGAAGAAUUUCAGUCAGAGCAACAAGAAAACGCAGAAACGCGUGAACUUGAAUUUGGGUCCACUGAGGAAAAUGUACAAAAAAAAUCGAGAGAAGAAAUUAGACAAGAUUUGAAGUCAGAAAGCGAAGAUGUUAAGCAACCGAAACAAAAGUGUCGCGGAAAGGAUAAAAGGCAAAAUAAUUCAAAGGAAGUUCUUAAUGAUAGUUCUGAAAAUACAACAGCAAAUAAAUUGGUAGAGGAAUUGCCAAACGUACAAACUGCUCAUGAAAAAGUUGAAGAACUUAUGUCAGCGUCACCACAACGCCUGAAAGAAGAAGAACAACCUCACACCAGCGCUCCCGCGAAUCCACGGACCGAUUGUUUCGAUUUUCAAGAGGAAGAAGAUGAGACUAGCAGCGACGCUUUAAAAUCUAUAGCCGAUUUUAAAAAGAAAUAUCUGUCUCCGGAGAAAGGACAAGAAAAACAUCAGACUGAUAAUUGCAUAUUGCCCGAAAGCGAACGACAACUUUCAACUGAGCAGAGGGAUCAACAGUUGGCGGAUGAUAUCGAAAAAUUGCUUGAACAAACAACAGCACCCAAAAUUUCUGAUGAGGCAUCUCUUGCGGACAUUUCGCCAACACAGUCUUUCUGUAGUAGCAAGGAGGAGUUGCCAGUUAAAGGUUUACCGAUUAAAGAACGAGGCAAACGUAUAUUCAAAUCUCGUAAUCGUUCAAGGAUUGAAGAGCUGCCUACAUCAGCAGCAGAUAAUUCGGAAAUUGUUCUGUCAGGGCAAGCAAUUGAUGCUGCUGGGACAAAAAUGGAUGAAAAUGGAACAGUGACAGUUACUGAGCAAAUCCAACUCCAGGAAAAAAAUAUGUUUAGUGAGAAAGUUGAAUCGGAAAUAAAAGCAAAUCAACAAAAACAAUAUGCUCCUAUAGAUGACGUCAAUGAGUAUGAGAAUGAAAAGCAAUCUUUGACAAUUACAGCACCUGCUUUAGAAAUGAAUGCUGUAAAAACGAAUGAUUUUCAAGUAAUGGAACAAGAUAAAGAGAAUGAAGGAAAUGUUGAAAUCGUGCGGCUCGAUUCCGUCGAGGAAACAACUAUAUUAAAAGUUAAAAAUUUAAAAAAUGGUUCAUUCUCUACUCCUACUACGACGAUGGAGGAACAAAAGAAAUCCGCUAUUAUAGAAACUAAUGAAACACUUUUAUGUCCAACAGACACAGAGAUUUGCAAUCAUGAUGAUUUACAAUUCUCAAAGCAAAAUAUUGAAAACACAGAACGAAAAAACGGAUGUGAAACCGAAAAUUUAGAGCCAAUUAUGGAGGACAAUGUUAAAGAAACUGAACAUUUUCCACCACAUGAGAAUAUUGAAGAUGAAGAGACACUAAAAGAUCAUUACAGUACUGCCGACAAUACCGCAGAUUUGGAGGAUGUUCAAGAAAAUUGCGAUAUACCCACGAGUGAGGACAGAACUACUACCGGGGAAGAAAGUUCGAAAGAGAAGUUUAAAUCUAAUGCUACACCCGAAAGAGAAAUGAUAAAUGAAGAUAUUAGUAAUGAUUUAAAUAUCCUGCUACCCACAGCGACAUUGUCUAAUAUACAUAGUGAAAUAAAUUUGAUGGAUGCAUGUACGGUUGAAAACAAAGAACAAUCUGAAGUCACGGACAUAGAGCAACAGUUAAAUAAUGAUGAUAAAGCGUUGGAACAAGAAACGGAGAUUUCUUUGGCUGUAAAUAUAAAGAAUAAUAUAGUGGAGGAACAACAACAUGAUGUCAUGUUGUUAGGUGAAGAAGUGCUACAAAGCCGUCUCACUUCGCCAACUGAUGAUAACAGUUCAAUUUGCAUAUCUGAAACGGGUGCAGAGUUUGGAUCGCCCACCUCAAUGUUAGACGAUGAGCGUUUGCCAACUUUGACUGACAGGCUGAUGACACCCACCGAAGGGUUGGUAGAGACAACACCUUCACAAAACAAAGAUGCAAAAACACUAUUGGAACAAGAAAUAAAUAUUGUAGGAGGAGAUGAAGUAAACGAUAGGCGAAACAAAAAUAUAGAAUCAAUAGACGAAGUGCUUGUACCCUUGGUUGGGAGCAAAGAAGUUUCAAUAACUAAAAACCAGAUAAUAUUAGGAGAUGUAGUACAAGAGAUAACACGUGAAAGUGAAAUGAAUGACAAUGAAACACAUACACAUGUUGUGGAGAAAUGCGAUGGAAAUGCUAAAGAUGAAAACUCUGGACUCGUAGCAACAAGCGUACAAAAAAAGAACAUGGAAUCUGUAUUGGAAAAAGAGGAGAUUUCGAGUGAGGAAAAGGAGAAUAACCGUGAAACAAACGAUGGCAAUGAGCAGGCUACAAGUGAUGUGAAUAGCUCUCUUAUUGAACAUGUGGAAAUUUCCGAAAACAAUAAAAAUGAUGAGUCAAAUAUAUCAGAAUAUAAUAAUAGUGUAGUUGAUACACCGCGUACUGAAACCGAUGAAACUCAUUUAAAUCUUGUGGAAACUGAAACGCCUGAAAUACAAAACCAAACAGAAAUUGUUGUAGUGACGCGUGAAGUACCAGAUGAGGCACAGCACGAAGAAACUGAAAAAGAAAACGAUACAGGAGAUAUUGUAAAUAAUGUUAUUGAAGAACAAAAUGAAGAUAACGAAAAUCCAUCUAAGGAGGAAGACAACAUUGUCGAAAAUAAAUUAAUUGAAGAUAAGGUGCAGAUUGAAAACGGGGGAAACAAAAAACUAAGCACGGAUGUUUUAAAUAAUGAAGUGCCUAAUGAAGAAUCAGCUAAAGUCAUUGAGCACGCACAGCAUGAGGAAUCCGAUGCAGAUGACGAUUUCAUCGAGAGUCCACCUCAUGAGCCCCUUUCCGGACAUGAAGGGGAAGGUGAUACAGAAACAUUAGCGACAAAACCAAAAUUAUUUAAUAAAACACAUAAGUGGCGUGCAACAUCGAAUUCAUCGGGCAACUCACCAAACUCAUUUUCUGAAUUUACCAAAGAUACAACCAAUAGAAAACGACAUACCCGAGCGUCGAAACAACAACAAGAGAAAUCGAAUGAUUUUAUGAAAGAGCUAGAUUUAACAGAUUUAAAUGACAAAGAUAAUACGACGAUAUGUCAAAACCAACGAAAAUCAACGAAAGUUGCAAAACGAGCGCAAAAAGAAGCAGAUACAAAAAAUGAUGACGUCGUUGUUGAAGCCAAAGCAGAAAAACAAGAUGCUGUCGCCGAUCAAAUUGGAGUUAAUCACCUGAAUAUAACAAGUCAACAGCCACACAAUGAAAAUUCUGACCCCACAUUGGUCGUUUUGUCUACCGAUACAUAUGUUAAUCCACAACCAGACGAGCAGGUUAAUGAAUUACCGACCGGCCAAGCUGCCAUAAAUCCCUUGCCUGCAGUAAAAUCUGGAUUUUCUCGCAAGCGACGUUGCGCGACAAAACCAACUCCUCGGCGUAAUGCAGUCGCGGACAAAAACUACGCAAUGGAAGAGAGCGAUGUAAAUAACGAAGAAGAGGGCAUACAGCAUCUGAAAAGUAGGAAAUUGGAGAGCCCAAAUAUCACCAAUACAAGUAUUGAAACUAUGGAAGUAGCCGAGGAGAUAAAAACUACGCCAAAUGAGAUAAGUAACUACGAAGAUGAAAAUAAGGGUAAUUAUUCGAAGGAAUUGGAGGGAUCAGAAGAAAUCGUCGAAUGUAAUGAUAAUGAAUCAGCAGACUCUCUUAUAAUAGAGGAUGACCAGUGCAUAAUUGAAGAAGUAUACCUAAAUGAUACAGUGUCAGUGCAACAAAUACCUAUAGAGGAAUCGCCAGAUAAUAGUACCACAAAAGAUGAGAACACUUCAGAAACAACAGUCCCUGAGUUAAAUUCGUUUCAUCCUAUUGAUGUACCCAACGCAGUGGAGUAUGUGAAUUACUCUUCAAUUGAAAAUCAACAACCGAUCGAAGAGGUAAUAGUAGGAGCUACCAACAUAGUGGAGGCAGCCACGGAUCUUGACUCAUUACGAAAUAUGGACGAGGGCUCAAAUAUUGCAAAUGAGACGUUGAAUAAGCGGCUGGAGUCUGCCAUUAAUCCACAACCUAAGGCAGAUAACACAUGUAUCAAUAUUUCUCCUAUGGAGAAGGUUCGGAUCAACGUAGAUGUCGCUAAUCCACUUUCCACACAAAUAGCAAAUAUUUUAGCCACAAAAUCUGCAACUGGUGCAACAUUAACAGCAACAAAGCAAAGGAAGUCCAAUCUCGAAGAAUCUAUACCAUCAUUUAUAAUCGAGCGACCAGGACAGGGGGUGGGUUCACAUCAACAACAACAACAUGCAUCAUCUUCCGGUUUAGAGUUUAUUGGCGAACAAGAUGCUGUUGCACACGUUCAACAAAUGUGCCCCCAGGUUAAAAUCACCCGAAAAGAAAAAUUGAUUGAAGUAGCGUCAACAGCUACCGUGGUAGAACAGGAACAAGCUGGAGCACCUUCCAAUGCUAUGUUCGACAUCAGCAAUAUGCCUAUAGUGCUUGGUAAUGAACAUUUUAUGUCAGCACAGGGUGAUAUGCAAAUUGUAUUGACGUCAUCCGCAGAAACAGAACAGCAUUUAGGCUCAGACGGCCCGCAGAUUUUACAACAACAAAUUAUUCAACCUGCAUACAGAACUACACAGCAAGUUUCUCAGCAACGGCAACGCAAACGAUCCACAAGUCAACAGCAGCAACAAACGAGCACCGUGGGAGGUAAUAAACACGGUAUAAUUAUAAUUAAGGCGGCGCCGAGUGAUUUGAUAAUACAACAGACACCUUCAGUUCAAGUGACCCAAUCGCAAUCGCCGUCGGUUGCCGGUGGUGCUACACAACAAUUCUCUGCAUCAUCCACCGACACAAUGACGACAUAUAAUCUCGGUUCCGGUGUCACCUUGCGUCCAAUAGCUGAACCGAAACAAAAACAACAGCAGCGCCAACAACAGCAACUUCAGCAGCAUCAGCAGAAGCAACAACAGACUGGCAACAAGACAAAACCUGCGGCGUCUUCAUCAACCGGUGGCCGCAAACACGCUGGCAAUACAAUAACAUUGCCCAGCAGUAUUACGGUGAAGCAUCGUCAACAAAAAAUUACGGAGGAUCAAACAAAUGUAGUAGGCAGCGCAGUAGCAGCUAAUGAGCAACAAUCGCAACUAACUCCGUCGACAAAUGUUAAAGGUCAGAAGCGUAAUCAUCCAACGAACUCAAGACGCUCACAAACUCAGUCGCAGAUGGUUCAGCAACGUCGAUUAACUGCUACGGCGAGCAAUUUGGGGGAACUUCAGCAAAAAGAUCAACAACUUUCUACUAGUGACGAUUGCGCGUCGCUAAAUAGACGAUUAAGUCACUCGGAAGGACAUGCGCCACCACCCGCAAAAAUAUCCCGAAGCACCGCUACUGGCUCAUCUACAUUCGACAACCACAACGAGCCAACAUUUGCUGCAACCGCAGAACAACAACUUUUACAACUGCAGCAGCAGCAAUUACAACAACAUGCAGUACAAUCUCCGACGACGACGCAGCCACCGCCACUACAUCCGCUGCACAAUCGCAAACAACGUCAUUCAUCGCAACACAAUCGACGAUUGAGCACAAAAGCCGAGUUGUCAGCACAAAUGUGCUUGCAAGAACAAGCCCAGCAGCAGCAGCAGCAACGAUUACAGUCAACGCAGAUGGUAUUGUUGGAUCAACAGCAGCAACAGGGUUUUGAAGAGCAACAACAAGAGCAGCACAUGACUGCAGUUCAUAUAGCAGAGUUAGCGUCGGAAUCGCCGUCAGCUGAAAUUAUUCCAGCGGAAUUUGAAGCGAUACAAAUGCAAGAGCAAGUGCCUGAGGUCUACACCGAAGAGAUUUUAGCUGAAGAAUUUGAAGCGAAUGAGCAUACACCAUCAGUAAUAGCCGUGCCAGCACAGUCAGUACCAGGCUACCCCGACACGCUAUUAUUAUGUCGAAAAGUAGGUGAGGAGUGGGUACCGAUAGUUGCUCAGCCUUACUACUAUACACGCUGUGACCAACAAUUAAGGCCCAUACCAAAGGAAGUACUUAUCGGACACCCGAUAUUGACGCCGAAUGCAGAUAAAACACCAGAUUUCCAUACCGCCGAAGUAGAAACAGAAGAUGUACAGACGGCCCCUGCUAAUGAAGCGUACAAAGGAGAGACAGGAGUUACCAUUUUAAUUGGCUCUGAAUUAGUACAUAUGGAAUGGGAUCAGUUUUUGGAGGUUAUGCGUUCAACUGAUGAUUUGUUUGAUUUGCGCGAUCACCUUGGACGCGUAUUCCAGCUGACGCGGGAUGCAUUAGAUACCCUACAACAGGAUGUUAAUUUGCAAGAAAAAUUUCGGCAAUUACAGCAGUUGUUAGAAGAACAACAAUUAGAAGAGCAGCAGCAACUUGAGCAACAAGAGUUAUUGCAACAACAAUUUAUACAGCAGUUGCAAACAGUUACAGUUGCUGGAGAUGAAGGCUUAGAAGCUGAUAUCAUACCAUUGUUACAAAUAGACACAUCGCAAACGUUACAGCUUAUAGGAACGGAUGACGGCAGUCUUAUACUACAAUCAGCUCUGACGCAACCACCACUUUCUCCACCAUGCACGCGCCCUGCGCUAACAAAUGCGACAAAUGCGCUGCUAAACCAAACGCCCAUCAUGUCACCGCUGGAAAAGCCAUCUACAGCGGCUAAUACAGCUUUGAUAGCCGAAAAUUCGGGGCAAAACAUCGACCUGUCCUCAGCAACAACAGUUGACCAUCUCGGAGCAAGUGGUUUUAUUGCGUCCGAUUCAGGGAGUGGCAUGCCAAGUUUGGGCGAUAGUCUGGCUGUUAUAGGAGUUGUGCCCACACAACCUACACUGCUGCCCACCACCGUAACCAAUCCAGCGAUUGCGCCACCAAAGUCUGAUUUAAUACCGAACAUGACAACGGCAGCCCAAAUGCACGCGCAAUACCGACAUGCACAGCGUGCAAUAUACAAUGAUCCUGGGAGUUAAUAUUGCCCAAAUAUGCUCUAUUUAGACAAUGUGAACAAUGGUCUAUUAGGGGAUGUGCGAAGGUCGGGGAAUGCUGCAGUCCAAGUGGGCGUUGGUACUACUGUGGAAGGUGCGGGCGCUGUUGGCAUGGGGGUGGAUGAAGUGAAUGAAAUGAAUGAUGUGAAUUUGGAUACAAAUGUGGUAGGUUUUAACGAACAUUACUUUUUCAAUUAGAGUUCCAUCACACACUUACCAAACACCAUUUAAUGCAAACAUUUCCCAUAUGUUUCUAACAAAUCUUUUAUAUAGUAAUGGCUAUUUAGUGUGAAAUUUAGUUGUAAAAUAGAGUUACAUUAACAUUAUUAUCAUUGUAUGAGUGUAUAUUGUAAAAAGCUGUAAAUUUGCUUUACUUUUAUUUUUAUAAAAUUAUAAAUUUAGUUUGCUAUAGUUAAUACGAGUAUUACAUUGUUUGUGUAAGUUGGCAUUGGGGUAAAUCAAGAUAGUUUUUAUCAAUUCGUGUCAGUGCCGUUACACAUUCUCCCAAAUUUCGCUUUCAACUCUCUACUGCCUGUUCACGCUAACUUGUUCUCCCAAGAUACAAUAACUUACGCAUAUGUUGCUCCACUGAGCUGCUCUGUAAUGUGAUCUGGAAAAGAAAUGCGUUGCGAUAGACAAUCGUCCUUGUGUGUUACUAACGACGAAUUUGUUCGAAUGCGUAUAAUUUUGCAACACAUUACACAGCAAUUCCUUGUUUUCAUUUGGUAAGUUAUUUUUAAUCAAAUCCCAUUAUUUACAGCGCUAAAUGUACUCGAAUAGGUUUGUAAAAACAUGUGUUUACAUAUGCCAGCGAAUGAAAAUGAAGAGAAAUGAGAAAAAUCCGAAUUUUGUACUGCUACAGAAUUCGUUUCGAAUUAUUGCAAUUUUUAAAUUUAUAAGCUUCUACUGUAUUCAUAAGUAAUUACAAUUACGUUACACACCCCAAAUAGUUUUCUUAAUUUGUGUAACUAAUUAUGAUAAUAAUAUGUAUUAUUUAAAGUUUGUUAUAUGAGAAACUAAACUCAUUUUCCGAACUCAAAAGAUUAUGAACACAAUAAAAAAUGCUGUUACAAAAAAAUCAUAUUUUUUUUAAUGUCAAGCUGGUAUCGUAAAUAUAUUUACAUCGUUUAUUUCAUAGUGUGCGUUUUCCUAAUGAUAAAAGGUUUCGUAAUUUAGGACAUUUGAAAUCCGAUACCAUUUCAUUUGUAGUUGUCCAUCAAAUAUUUUUAAGUUUUUUUUUUUAGAAGCUUUCACAUUAUCACGGCAAACUGGGAAGUAUUAGCUUGGAUUGCUUUUCCCACAGGAUUAAUAAUAAUGUCGGUUUAUUCGAUAUGACUUGAUAUAAGUGAGUAUAUGCUUUGUAUGCAAUUAGCUUUGUUGAGAGUCAUUUAAAAUGGAAGGUAAUUGUGCUGCAGAUUGAUUAUAUUUGGAACAUUUCCCCAAACUAAUCACGCACAACUUAUCAUCUAACGACCCAUCGCUGGUGUUUACAAUUAUAUGUGUCAAGUGACAGAGGUGGAUUUUAUAUAAUCUAAACUUUUUAAACUUUUGUUCCACCCGUGGUGGAGUAGUCCAUGGAACGCAUUGGUUGGGUCGCCAAAAUAACAUUUGUUUCCUGGAGAUAGUAAAGGUAGAGUAUUGUAAAAUACUACGAUUCGGUUAAUUUUAUACUCAUGGAAGUUUUGUGGUUCAUAUCAAUUUGUAUGUAUUUAACAUUUCAUUUUGUAACCGUUGCCCUAAUAUUUUGAGUACCUAAUUCGAUUCCUCUUUGGCAUAGCGAAACCAAUGUAGUGCGUAAAAAAGAAGUAAAUUCUGAACACAUGAAAAGUUAACAGACUUUGGUAUCAUUAGUUGAUUGUUUAAUAGAAAUAUUGUAAUGUACCAUAUAUGUAUUUCUGAGUGCGGAAGACAGGCAACGUCAGACGUUUUCUCUUGAAUAUUAGUUUUUACAAAUAUCGCUUUCAAAACAUAGAUAUCUUCCAGUAAUUUGCAAUUUAUAUUUGAAUUAAAAUUUUUAAUGCUUACAAAAGUUAGAUCCUUAACGUUGGUAGUUCUAAACUCAAUCUUUGUAUGUACAUAUCUGUGUUAAAUUCUCAGUAAAUAAGGAUACUUUUAUAUUUAUAACCUUACAUGUAAGUAUAUACAGUUUUGUUCAUGAAAAUAGAGUGAGGGUAUUUUUGCGUGUAUAGUAAUCCAAAGGAUUGUACUAGGGGUUUAAUUUUGAAAAAGAUUGUAACAAAUAUUUAUAAAUGGAAAAAUUGAUAAUACUUCAAAAUCUAAACCGAAGUGUUUGGCUUUGAGACUUAUUUAUAGGGAAGGUGAACGGUAAUCUGUAAUCUGGCUUGCUGCUAAGUUCAUUUCUCCAUUAAACUUCGCGGAUAAAGCUGGUUCUCUAAGAUUAUUUUCCGUGAACCUUUUGAAGCUUAAACGUUUUCUCCACCAGCACCAUUGUUUUGUGUAAUGCUUCGAGUGAUUGUUGAGAUUUAAUUUUUUUUCGGUAUUGAAUUUUACGAUGAAUUUUUUUACGAUCAAAUAAUGUUGUUACAACUCGUUUAAUAUAUCACCAUAAAUUUUCGGUUAGAUUGAGGUCCAGUGACUGCGCUGACAUUACGUCGAUAUGUUCUGCUGUUCUAUUUUAUAGGCAUUUUCCAUAAUGCCAUCAAGCAAUAGUAUAGGACAUGGUACGAAAAGCAAGCUCAUACCACAAAGCUCAGGUUACCGAGUUUAAUCGUUUUGGUAAUGUGUCUUAGCUGGUACUCUGUGUUUGGUGGCUGGCGGACAUACUUGCUGAACCCUUUUCCUACAAAAAAAAUUUCCAGGGUGUCCUUGCCUUCAAUUUUUUUUCCAUUAGUCUAAUGUAAGAGUACUAACCGAUAUUUCAUAUCAUUUUUGAGAUCCUAUGAUCGUAAACGGGACGGGUUCGAACGGACCAAGAACUGUCAAACCAUCAGCAUUCCUCCAAAUUACUUAGGAAUAUUUUCUGCCGCUAUAACAACAACAUCAUUUUUGAGGAUGCCUUAUUUCUUAUAAGUAUAUCGUGUAAUUUGUCCGUCUAAUAUUGUUAUUUUGUACUUUCCUCCACAAUUCUUCGUAUUGAAUUUUUUAGCAGUCAAUAAUAUUAAAAAAAAAACCAGUAGAGAGUUGUUAAGUAAGAGCCGUUUACGUAGACCCGACUGUCACAGGAUGCACCUCAGAGACACUUACUUAUUGCAACUCUCUAUAGGCUUUUUUUUUAAUUUAUCGAUUACUAACUAUGUUACAAUCACUACUAUAUUGACAGUUUCUUUUUCAGAAAACACGAAAGUACGUCAUAAAAAAGAUAGACGAAGCAUAAGUAAUUUAAUUAUUUCGUUUUUAUUAUGUGAGAAGUCUAUUUUACUAAAAUUCUCGAGUUUAUUUGACAGUUUAUGUUAGAAAAGUUCUUUAAAUAUAAGAACUGUUGCACGACUAUUUUCAGGAACACAACUGUACACGUCGCUAUAUUCCGUUGCAUUUUGUUCAACAAUUUAUUGUCCUUUUUCACAUAACUAACAAAAGUAAAUUUAUGCUAAACAUUUUUCUAUUUAUACAUAUAUACACGCAACACUUUUUUACACGCUUUCUUUUUACACGGAUUUGAAGUUACA